Messenger RNA from Lepidothrix coronata (blue-crowned manakin), 1048 nucleotides. RefSeq names its product potassium calcium-activated channel subfamily M regulatory beta subunit 4 (gene KCNMB4). Bases 13 to 648 code for a protein of 211 amino acids. The record is from RefSeq and is a predicted model, not a curated record. Gene Ontology annotation, biological process: detection of calcium ion; potassium ion transport. Lineage: Eukaryota; Metazoa; Chordata; Aves; Passeriformes; Pipridae. The transcript is spliced from 3 exons. Gene Ontology annotation, molecular function: potassium channel regulator activity; calcium-activated potassium channel activity. Gene Ontology annotation, cellular component: membrane; voltage-gated potassium channel complex.
GGCAGCCGGGCGAUGGCGAGGAGCCGGGCGGCUUACGAGUACACGGAGGCGGAGGACAAGAGCAUGCGGCUGGGUUUCCUCCUCAUCGCCGCCGGCUUGCUUUCCCUCUUGGGUUUGGGUUGUUGCUGGCUUCGCCCGGCGCUGCAGGAGCGGGGCGGCGGCGGCUCCGCCAACUGCACGGUGCUGGCGGUGCGGCAGCUGGGGGAGCGCUUCGCCUGCACCUUCUCCUGCGGGGCCGCCUGCCGCGGCACCGCCCGCUACCCCUGCCUCCAGGUCCUGGUCCGCACCUCCCGCUCCUCCGCACCCGCCCUGCUCCACGAGGACGAGCGGCAGCUCCGCACCAACCCCAAGUGUUCAUACAUCCCUCCCUGUGCAAGAGAUGAUCAGGAGAACUCUGAGAACGUCACGUACAAGCAGAAAUACUGGAAAGAGAAAGUGGGUUCUCAACCAUUUACAUGCUAUUUUAACCAGCACUUGAGGCCAGAUGAUGUGAUGCUGAAGCGCACCCAUGAUGAGACUGUCCUCUUGCACUGCUUCCUCUGGCCUGUGGUGACAUUCCUGGUUGGAGUCCUCAUCGUGGUCCUGACCAUCUGUGCCAAGAGCUUGGCUGUCAAGGCAGAGGCAAUCCAAAAGAAGAAGCAUUUGUGAGUGGCAAGGCUGCUGAUGGAAAAGAAAAAUCUGCAAGAAGGUCUCAAGUGGGGAAACUUGACACACCUGCAGGUCUGCGGGGCACCCUUCGUCUCCUACCAGGGUCUGAUCUGAUGGUGGAGUUGCUCUUGCCUCAGGAUUUUUCUUAGAAGACUGCCCCAUGAAAUGCCAGCUAAUUGCUUCUUCUGCUAUGACAGUAAAUAAGUAUAUUCUACCAAAAAAAAAAUAAUCUACACUACACCAAAUAUGCUGUGUGCUCUUAGUGCUGAACUGCAGCUACCCAAGUCCUAGUGGAAUUGAGACAGUUUAUAAAACUCCCUGAUGAUGCUCAUUCCAUCUCUACAAAGCGAUCUUUGCUAAUGUUUAAUGUUAAAUAUUUAAAAUAUUUGCUUUAGACAAA